GUUGCCGUAAAACUAGACGUGUACUUUCUUACAACAUUGUUGUUAUGUAGUUUCAUCAGAAUUGGGAAUCGCGCUUUUACAUCUUCACACAGACGUCACUGAUAACCAGCGUCCGUUAUUAGUUUAAUUGUUUAACACAAAGUGAUGUAUUCAAGAUAUAAUGUCGUCGGAUUUAAUGUUCGUGAAUUCAUCGCUGAUGAAUAAGGAAGCGGAGGAGGAUAUUUCCAUCGAUCAGGAUGAAGAGUGGGACUUCAGUUUGUUUGAUGAUCUUGGGGAAGCCGGUGAGCUCUUGGAUGCACUGGUGGAAAGUGUCGGCUAUGAAACCUAUGCACAAAACCUGAAAUUUGACAAUGAGCACCCAGUAUGGAACUCCGAUGCCUGGGGAGAUAAUGUCAGCCCUCGAUCAGAUGGGGAUGUAACAGUGGACUCACUCUCACCCAACCACACGCUUAGUUCAGUGUCCUCACCAGCAUCAGUGGAGCCUCAAUCACCAUACUCUGCACACGAUGAAACGCUGUCUCCAGUGUCCUGGCAUUCUCAGCCCUCCCCGCUGUCUGUCUGUUCUGACUCGAGCGGUUGUGCUGAACCACCCUUUCAGAAGAAGCCACCCAAAAGGACCAAUCAGGCAACAAAAGCAAAGCCUGUCCAUUUAUCUAAGAGACCCAUUCAUAUGGCUUCCAUACAGCCUAAACCGUUCAUCACUGCUGCAGCCCCUCUUCAGGCUAAGACCAUCAUCAUCCAACCUCUCCAGACUACAGUUCUACCUGUGGUGAAACCUGUCACCAUUCAGCCAGCACCCCCUGCAGGUCGACCAAUGUUGUUAUCUCAGCCAACUCAGGUUGUCCAGCUCCAGGCACCUCAGGCAGUAGCCACACGUGUUGUGGUCACAGUGCCAACAUUGGACAGACCUCCUUCUGUUUUUGCCCCGGUGACAGCUGCUCCAGUGGUCCCCAUGACACUUCAGAAUACCACACUUGUGGACGAUUGGAGUGUGUCUAGGAGGCAACAACGCAUAAUAAAGAACAGAGAGUCUGCGUCUCUAUCUCGGAAGAAGAAAAAGGAGUACAUGCUGAUGCUGGAGGCCCGACUGAAGGUGGCGCUGUCAGAGAACGAGAAGCUAAAAAAUGAAAACGGCACAUUGAAAAGACAAGUAGACGGCCUGAUGAGUGAGAACUCCGUACUGCAGGCAACUGCUCCAAAAAGGAGGGCUGUGUGCCUUAUGGUUGUCCUGGUCUUCCUGGUUUUUAAUUUGGGUCCAAUGAGUUUGUUAGGAGGAGACCGGGGUUCAACCUUUCCUGCUGCACCUGCAUUCAAUGGCAGACACCUGCUGGGCUUUUCCCCAGAGUCAAAGAGAAACAUGGAGUCAUACAUGCCGGAGACUGAUCCAUCUAACACUGUGAACAGGGUGGAAGAUGUGGCAUCAGAACAAAAGGCUCUGAUGGUGGUGAAGAAGGAUCCUCUGUAUUUCAGAACUACACCUCCCUGCCAUCCACCCGUCAACAGGACCAAGUGCAUGAAGAUAGCACAUGAUCUAAGGGGCUGGGUACAUCGACAUGAGGUUGAGCGGACCAAAACCCGCCGCAUGAGCAACAACCAGCACAGGGGCAGAACCAUUCCGAAAGCAACCGAGAAAAGGGCAGAGGUGCAGCAGAUAGUGACACAGAUCCAGUACACAGAUUCCUCUGAAAAAAAUCCCAGCAGUGAGCUGCAGGUGUACUACGCCCCUCACCGCACCUACAAUGACUUCUUUGAUGAACUCAACAGAAGGGGGGACACAUUCUACGUGAUCUCGUUCCGCCGGGAUCACCUUCUCCUUCCUGCCACCAACCACAACAAAGGAAGCCGACCCAAAAUGUCUGUUGUGCUGCCUGCUAUGAAUUACAAUGAGAGCGUUAUAAAAGACAAAGAGUUUGAGGUGAUGAUGCAAAUCGACUGUGAAGUCAUGGACACCAGGAUACUCCGCAUCAAGUCGUCUAGUGUUCCACCCAUCUUGCGUGCCAAUCAGACAGACACAGACUCUUUCUAUCACUCGACCCCCCGCAACAACCAGCAUGCUCCUCCUGUUGGAGUCCUCGUGGGUUCUUAAUUCCAGCAACCCACUAAUUACAAAAAUGUAUCUUGUCAUAUUAUCGUUUUCUCAUCAUCAUUUAGUUUGUUUGGUUUUUGUUGACUAUUUUUAUCUGAUUUGCAAACCAGAAUCUGUUUGAGUACUACCAAGAUUACCAAGAUUAAUUAGCUGGGACAGAGGACUGAAUAUGAAGUCACCACAUCAAAAUGCAAAAGCACCAAGUGUGCCAUUCAAUCCAAAAGUCAGACCAUUCCAGGGCAUUUUCCCCCCAGACUAUUGUUAACUUGCUGAUCUGACUUGACUGAUUAAAAUGUUAGUUUAUUUCUAAAACAGUUUUUUUUUUUUAGUUGAAUGUUCUCCAAGCAGACACACAAUUACAAUUAAUGUUCAGUCAAUUUUAAGAUGUCUUUAUUGAUGUCAUGGUUCAGAUGCAUUUUCAAUUUAUUUCUCUGCUACACAUGGGAGAAUGUCUGAAUUGUUCGCACCAUGCUUAUGUUGCUUUGUAAAAUUACUUGAAGUGAAUAUUUAUGAAGCUUACAUUUUUGUACCAAGCUUGUUUGGUACAUAUUUAAGGCUCAUAAUCUUUAAUACUACUAUUCUCAAAGAACCGACCAUGGCAGCUAUUCUUAGUUCCCGAUAGUGAAUUGAAAAUUGUGUUAAAAUAUAUUUACCCUUUUAACUCACUUCUCAUAAUUGAAUUGAAAUGAUUUUUCUCAUUCAGGACACUGCUCUAAAUAUAUUUCCAAAAAAGAGUGCAAAAGAAGAAAUAUUAAGGUGUUAUAUAAUCCCUCUGCCUUAUCUUCAAAUGUUUGAGUUCAUAAUUUUAGAUGACUUCUAAUUGGCAUAAUUUGGGGAAAUUUUGGGUCUUAAGAAAUAUUUGUCUGUACAUUUGAAAACACGUCAGGCCCUUAAACAACAUUUUUGGAUUUAAUGUAUUUAAUUUCUGCAGUUUUGGAAAGACUUCUUGUCUGUUCCUGUACACACAGUGAUGGAAAGGAAUUUUGUAACAAUGAAUAAACAAGAAAUAAACACUGGACAAAUACUAGCACAAGUUUGUGGGUGAUUUGUGUACUGUAGUUCUCUGCAAUCUUUUUUUGUAGUAGGAAUAUGUUGGUAUGAAUUUGUUCAAUGAAACUGAAGGUUUGUGAAAGUAAAGGCUAU
This is a messenger RNA of Xyrauchen texanus (razorback sucker), 3229 nucleotides long. Its product is annotated as cyclic AMP-dependent transcription factor ATF-6 alpha-like. Gene Ontology annotation, molecular function: RNA polymerase II cis-regulatory region sequence-specific DNA binding; DNA-binding transcription factor activity, RNA polymerase II-specific. The transcript has 16 exons. Gene Ontology annotation, cellular component: nucleus. The record is from RefSeq and is a predicted model, not a curated record. Lineage: Eukaryota; Metazoa; Chordata; Actinopteri; Cypriniformes; Catostomidae. The coding region runs from base 161 to 2086 and encodes 641 amino acids. Gene Ontology annotation, biological process: endoplasmic reticulum unfolded protein response; regulation of transcription by RNA polymerase II.